Molecule: messenger RNA, 2802 nt
Organism: Musa acuminata subsp. malaccensis (wild Malaysian banana)
Lineage: Eukaryota; Viridiplantae; Streptophyta; Magnoliopsida; Zingiberales; Musaceae
Product: pentatricopeptide repeat-containing protein At3g18020
Molecular function (GO): protein binding
Source: RefSeq, a predicted model, not a curated record
UCUCUCCCAGCUUUGCAGGGAUAAACAUGCAAAUCCCGAAGAGCUAUCGUCGGGCAUCUGCGCUGCCCAAUUCCAUGGCAUUCUUUGAACGCCUCCUGGUGGCAGCAGCCGCCCAAACGAAGCCUUCCCAAGUUAUUCCCUGUUCCUUUCCCCCUCGCACCGCCCAAAUCCACCACCUCCAUUCGAGAUCCAAAGAGAAAACGGAAGAAGAAGAGGAGGUGUUCGAAGGGGAGAGCAUCGGGAAUCGUUCGUAUUGGAGGAAGAAGAUCCACUCUCUCUGCGCCAUCCAUGGCGACGUCGACGAGGCCCUCCGUCUAUUGGACCGCCUCCGCCUCCGUGGCUACCGCCCGGACUCCCUCAAUCUCGCUAGCGUCGUCCACGCCCUCUGCGCCGCCGGCCGCUCGGAGGAGGCCCACCGCCGCCUCCUUCUCUCCGCCGCCGCUGGGUGGCUUCCUGACGACCGCACCGCCAACGUUCUUUUCGCCCGCCUCCUUGACGCCGGCACCCCGCUCUUGACUCUCCAGGUCUUCCGCUGCCUCACCGACACCAAGCCUGCCUUCGUGCCCUCCCUCACCAACUACAACCGCCUAAUCGACCAGCUCUCCUCCCAAUCCCAGCCUGUCGAAGCCCGCAGCCUCUUGCUCGACAUGAGAAGCAAGGGCCGCCUGCCGAAUGCUGUCUCCUACACCGCCCUCAUCAAUGGGUUUGCCCGGACCGGAGAAUUGGAUCAUGCGCGACAGAUGUUUGACGAAAUGCUCGAAGCCGGCAUUCCGCCCAAUUCUCUCACUCACAGCGUCUUGAUCAAGGCGGUCCUCAGGAAGAGGAGAGUCGACGAGGGGAGGGAGAUGUUGGUGGAGCUUUGGAGGAAGAUGCAAGAUGAGCGUGAGCCAUCAGUAAACGGUGCAGCAUUCGCCAAUUUGAUCGACGCCUUGUGCCGAGAAGGGUUCUUUCACGAAGUUUUCAGGAUCGCCGAGGAGAUGCCGCAGGGGGACAGCGUCGACCAGUUGUUUGCUUACGGCCAAAUGAUGGAUUCGCUUUGCAGGGCCGGGAAGUACCAUGGAGCUUCAAGAAUUGUGUACAUAAUGAGGAAGAGGGGGUUCAUUCCUGGCAUGGCUUCCUAUAACCACAUAGUGCAUGGCCUGAGCAAAGAAAAGGGUUGCAUGAGGGCUUACCAGUUGUUCAAGGAAGGGACCGAGUUUGGGUACUCACCUUCAGAAUCUACUUACAAAGUGCUUGUGGAGGGCCUCUGCCGAGAAAAGGACAUCAACAAGGCUCAGGAUGUUGCAGAGUUCGUGCUACAAAGAGAUGCUGUUGACAGAACGAGGAUUUACAACAUAUUUCUGAGUGCUCUGCGCCUUGCGGACAACCCAAGUGAGCAAUUAAACGUCCUUGUCUCGAUGCUUCAGAAGCAAUGCCAACCAGACGUUGUCACCCUUAACACCGUCAUCCAUGGUUUCUGCAAGAUUGGCAAGGUUGACGAAGCUAAAAGGAUCCUUGAUGACAUGUUGAAUGGCAAUUUCUCCGAGCCUGAUGUGGUGACAUUUACCACCAUCAUUCGCGGUUUAAUGGAUGUCGGGAGACCAGAAGAAUCCCUCGAUGUAUUGCGCAACACAAUGCCUGCGCACAAAUGUGCUCCCAGUGUUGUGACAUACAAUGUGGUUCUUCAAGGAUUAACCAAGCUCCGAAAGGUUGAUGAAGCAAUGAGACUAUUCUAUGACAUGAUCGAUAAGGGUUUCGCCGCCGACAGCACAACUUACACUGUGGUGGUUGAAGGAUUAUGCAGUGUUGGUCGUCUUGCCGAGGCAAAGAGGAUUUGGGAUGACAUUAUCUGGCCAUCGCAGAUCCAUGAUCACUACGUUUAUGGAGCUAUCCUCAGAGGUCUUUGCUGCUCGGGGAAAUUGGCUCAGGCCUGUGAUUUCUUGUAUGAAUUGGUGGAUUGUGGGGUUGCUCCUGGGAUUGUGAACUACAACAUCGUCAUCGACUGUGCUUGCAGAAUGGGAUUGAAAAAGGAGGCUUAUCAGAUCGUGGGCGAGAUGAGAAAGAACGGGGUGAGGCCAGAUGCUGUAACUUGGAGGAUUCUUGGUAAGUUGCACGAAGAAGGCGGCAAGGAAUGCAUCAUUAGUAAUCAGAACUCUGAAUUGAAUUGGAUUGUAGAUUUACCAGAAGAGUUCCACGAGAGUAAGAUUGAAAGGGAUGGAGACAUGUUGGAAGGCUUAACGGAUUCGUCCUUCUCCGGUGAACUGAUUGAGGACGAGGUCAGUGAAGAUGACAGAGUUGGAAAGAAUGCUGACUUGAUCGGAGAUGCUGUCAAUCUAGGACCGAAAGAACCCCUUUCGAGGAUCGCGAGGAGAAUUUUUGGAUUGCUGUGAGACUGCAAGGGCUCUGGAGGACGUGAAGAGAGGGAAGAUUGGGAGCCAUCAAGAUGGAAUUGGCUGGAGGACGAAGAACAGGAGAGCAGUGACACUGAAGCCACAGGCUGAUGACGCACAUACCAAUCACACACGAGAAGGAUCGUGCUGCCAUGGAGAACUCUCGUCAUGGUGGCGGCGCCACUCGAACGUCAAUGCCGUGGUCAGCAUCAUCGCCAGCCACCAGCAGUAUGACCUCAAGGUGGGAUGCGGCCAUCGGCAGUGUGGGCUCUUGCGCGCGCGCGAGCUUAGCAGUUUGGUUUCUGUUGCGUAUUUUGUUUGUGUUAUUUUCUUCCUAUUGCUGCAUUUUUUUUAGCAGUACAUUAGAGGAAGAAUAGUUUUUCUUUUCUUUUUAAAAAUAAAGAAUACACCAAUAAAGAAUAAAUGAGGAAAA